Molecule: messenger RNA, 3212 nt
Organism: Ctenopharyngodon idella (grass carp)
Lineage: Eukaryota; Metazoa; Chordata; Actinopteri; Cypriniformes; Xenocyprididae
Product: kelch-like protein 23
Exons: 3
Coding region: 428-2152 (574 amino acids)
Molecular function (GO): protein binding
Source: RefSeq, a predicted model, not a curated record
UUUAAUGCAUAUUUAUUGUCAGUACAAGAAACCCUCCAUGCAGUGUGUUCUCUAAAGGCAUUUAUUCUUGAGCCAUAUAGAUAUUUAAAACAAAAAAGUUAAAAUUCAACAUUUCCCGAAGUAAAAUACUCAUGGGUUAGAGAUGUUCAGUUGUCCAACAUCUACCCCUUGUGGUUUGUUCUGGUAUUGACUUAAAUCUUGCAAACAUACACAUUUUAUACCUCGAUGUGAAGACUGAUGUCAGUCUUGCAGUGUAUAAUAACAAUCCUCAAAAAGAUAUGUCCUUUAAUAUAUUUGCAAAAGCAGUGUGCUUUUUGAAAUCGGGUCUCAGUAGCACUUUACCCAGGAUAUAUUUAGCUCUUGCUUUCCUUUGCUUGCUGACCCCAUUCCCGUGGAGAGAAAGUGACAGGCUAGGGCAAAGCUAUGAAUGUCACAUGAUAUGCUUCAGCAGAGAAGAGAGUGGUGGGAGGGUGAGUGCACAAUUAUGGCUUGUGGUAAGCAAGAAGUAGUCUGGACAAAUGUCCAGAGCCCAGAAACUGAAAAAGAUUUAGUUAAGGAUCAGCAUGCUGUCAUUGCCACUCCUGACGUAGUGCUCCAGGUGGAGGGAGAGUCAUUCUUUGUGAACCGCAAGCAUUUGGCCCAGCAGAGUCCCUAUUUCCGAGCCUUGUUCUUUGGCGGCGGUCGGGAGAGCACCAGGAAGCACAUUGAGAUUAAAGGAGUUGGACUGCAGCAGUUCCACACACUAAUGGAGUUCACAAAGAACUUCAAGCUGACCCUGGACAGAAAGAACGUCCUUGAUAUUCUGGAGGCUGCUGACUUCCUUCAGUUGGACAGGGCUCGGCUACUCUGCUGUAAGUUCUUGGAAAGGCAAUUGCAUCUUAGUAAUUGCUUGGGAAUGAUGGCCUAUGCUUGGCAGCUUGGCUGUCUGGAUCUCUACGCUGCAGCAAGGGACGUAGUCUUGACCCAUCUACCUGCAAUAGCCUCCGAGCAGGACUUUAUGUUCCUUUCUAAGGAAAGCAUUGCUGACCUCCUCGCUAGCGACAAUUUGAGCAUUCCAAGGGAAGACUUAGUCCUUGACGUGGCCCUUCGCUGGGCAACAUUUGACCCAAGUCGGGAAGAAGACUUCAUGGAACUAGUGGGCCUGGUUAGGCCGGAGUGCUUAAGUCUUCCCUACAUUACUGAUCUUCUGACCAAGAUAAACAGCUCAGACCCACGUGCGAAGCUCAUUUGCAGACUGAACGAUAACUUGCCCAGCAGCUGGACUAUGGGCAGGUCUAUGCCUAGAACUCGUUCAAGGGAAACUUUGUUUGUUCUCGGUGGGCCACAUGAGCAAGAAGAACAGUUGCUGUAUCAGUUCCACCCCUACAGUGGAAGGUGGCAAUCCCAACCACCCCUGCAAAAGAAGUGUCUCACACAGUACUCCGUGGCUGCAGUAGGGGACAACAUAGUAGUGACUGGAGGCUACUUCCGGGAUGUGUUGUGGUACAGCGUGGACUGGGUGAGCAUUUACCAGCAUGGCAAUGAGAAGUGGGUGGACGGCCCGGCAAUGCAGAAGUCCAGACACAGCCACUGCUCAGCGGCUCUGGAGUUCAAGCUGUUUGUAUUUGGCGGAAGCAUGGACGAGGGACCUGUGGCUGACGUCGAGAGGCUAGUGCUGGGAGCGGAAGAAUGGGACACCGUCAGCCCCAUGGUGCGAUCUGUGGAAAGAGCGGCCACUGCCACGUUGGGGACUUGUAUUUACGUGGCCUGUGGUCUGGAUGAGAAUGGAGACGUUUACAGUGGGAUUCAGAGGUACAGACCAGAGGUUGAUCAAUGGGACGUGGUGUCCUAUUCACCGUUCCCACGUUAUGACCUUCUUGCAACGGAACUCAAUGGUGCCCUCUAUCUGUUGGGAGGACAGGCUCUGCGCUUAGACAUCGACACAGAUGAGUGGACCAUUCUUCAAGAAGACUGUCUGGACAACAAAUUCUUCACAGGCUGUGCCACAGUGAAUGGGCAGAUUUACAUACUGAGCGAGAGGAAGAUAAACAAAACAUACCCAAACAUGAUCCUACUGGACCCUUACAUUGACACUUGCUUAGAAAUUGAUGAUAAAAUACCAUGUCCUGUACCCAUAAGAGGAUGUGUCACAAUGCGUGUGAAUCCCUUCUGAAGUCAUAAUGGUAACACAGUUCUUUCUUUCAGCCAAAGUUAAGGACAUUCAUUAAAGCCAAUACAGAAACAUUUUGUUGUGCAAAGUUGGGGAUGAUUAAUUAUAUAAGGAUCAUUACUCUUCACAUUUUUAUUGUUAUUCAAAAGGGCACAGAGAAAAUGGCAGAGUGAAAAACAAGAAUGCAAUAAUACCACAGUAUCAAAGACGGUAGUUCAUAUAUCAUAAGAAUAUAUCCCUCUUCUGUCAUUGUUACAAGUUAUAUAACAUCUGCAUUAUGUUACUAUUAGCGAAAUCAGAGCACAGUAAAAUCCCAAAAACCAAAAACAAAAAUGUAUCCAUACAAAAACAAUCACAGGUCAUUUGAAAAUUAAAGUGAAAGUGUAGGACAGACGCACAGCUUUCGGACAAAAGGCUCAGUUCAUGGCUAUGGUGCAAAUAAACAACUUAGGUUAGGUGUGUUACUGUAUUCUAAACAUGAAUACAUUUCCAGCCCUAUGCAAAACAAAAACACUUUGCCUUUAGCCCUUGGAGCAGAUUCAAUACUCAAGAAAUCAAGGGGCCUACAUACUGUAGGAGUCCUCAAAUCACACUACCCACUUUGAUUUUAAGAUUUCAAUGCACAAAUCAUUGUAUUUCAUGUUGAACAACAAAAAGUACUAACGGACAAAAGACAACAAGCUCCAGUAGUCCCUUGCAACAGCAGCAAAAAUCACAAAGACAUUUGGACAGUUCACCAUUAGAUGGCGCUCUAAGUCUUUUCUAAUGGUCCACCAGUGACCAUUUGGAAAAAUAAGAGCCACUGCAGAAAACUCACAGGUUUAAAAUAUCUAAGACUGAAAUAUCUAUAUGUUUUGUUCUAUUAAAAGUAUUUAAAAAGAGUGCACCUAAAUAUUGUGGGUAUCUCUCAUCAGGAGGGCCGACUUGUGUUUACAUAUCACUGUUCCAUAACGAACAGUUGCAGCACAUUAGCAACCUAAUUUAAACAAGAGCUCAACAAUUGUUUAUGAAUCCUUUUUAUGCUCCCCACCUUAUUUAUUUUGCUGUUUAAGUUCUAAACAGC